Pyricularia pennisetigena is the source of this 2658-nucleotide messenger RNA. RefSeq lists its product as uncharacterized. NCBI's taxonomy places the organism in Eukaryota, Fungi, Ascomycota, Sordariomycetes, Magnaporthales, Pyriculariaceae. The transcript has a single exon. The record is from RefSeq and is a predicted model, not a curated record. Gene Ontology annotation, biological process: L-tryptophan biosynthetic process. Bases 1 to 2658 code for a protein of 885 amino acids.
AUGGGAAGGAGCAUCAGCCUGUCGACGACACCAGAAUCAACCAAAACCCGGCGCCGCAUUCUGUUUCUCGAUGCAUACGACUCAUUUACCAACAACAUCACAUCGCUGCUGACGACCCUCUUGGACGUUGACGUCUUCGUCCUGCCCAUCGACAGCCCGCUCCUGGACCCCGCCAGCCCUACCUUUGAGCAUGACUUGAGACGGGAGCUCGCCCACUACGAAGCCGUGGUGUGCGGUCCCGGGCCCGGCUCGCCGCUGCGGAGUCAGGACGUCGGGCUCAUUAGCAGCAUCUGGACCCUGGCCGAGCAGGACUUGGUGCCCGUCCUCGGGAUUUGUCUGGGGUUCCAGAGCUUGGUCGUGGCCGGCGGCGGCAGGGUGCGCAGGCUGCGCAAGGGCCUGCACGGCAUGGUUAGACCCAUCGAGCAUGCCGGCGAGGGUCUAUUCUCCGGCGUCGCCGACUUCCGCGCGACGCUGUACCACAGCCUCUGUGGGGACCUCGGCCAGGACGCCAUCCCCGACUCGGACUGGGCGGUGCGGAAGUGGAAGCCCCUCCCGGGUUUCGAGGAACUUGUGCCCCUGGCCUGGGUGGAGGAGGCCAGGGACAUUGAUGAUGGGGUAGGCGGUGGUGAGGAGAGUGGCGUGGAGAGAGUGCUCAUGGCCGUCAAGCACCGCGCGAAACCAUUCUGGGGCCUUCAGUACCACCCCGAAUCGGUUUGCACUGAGACGGAGGGUAACCAGGUAGUGGUUAAUUGGUUCAAUGAGGCGCUGCGCUGGAACGAGGAGAACAAACGGGGGCUGGACCGUGGAAACACCAUCCUGGCCGGACAAGCAACGAGGCCCAGCCUGCUCUCGCAGCUUCCACCGAGAAGUAGUGACAGCCAAGCUAGUGGAGGAUCAGAAGCCGGUUCAUGGUGUGGAUAUGGUGUUGGCUACCAAUAUUCGGGGCGCACCAUAGCUCUACCCUCAAACAUGAGCAUCACGGAUAUCGUCGAGAGCCUCGGCCAGGUGACGGGCAAGGAGCAGAUUGUGCUUGACUCGGCAAACGCAUCGACGGGGGGUGCGGCGGAUAUCAGGGGCCGGUACAGCAUCGUCGCUCUAGAUGUCCCCAACACCCUGAGACUCGAGUAUCACGUCGGAGAUGCUCACGUCAAGGCCCUGCUGCCUCAUGAAAUGCAGGACGCGAACGAACAGGGCUCUGCGUCAAAAGAGGUAUCGAUACCGUUGGACGGUUAUGCCAACAUAUGGCUUUUCCUGGCCCAGUUUCACGAAGAUAGGAAGCCAACGGGUACGACGGUGUCGCCGGCUGAGGAAAUACCGUUUCUUGGUGGUUUCAUGGGCUACAUCACCUACGAACAGGGCCUGAGCGACAUCAACGUCGACUUCCGCCGGGACAGGGGCCACCACCGGCCAGAUGUAUGUUUUGCCUGGGUUACAAAAUCGCUGAUUGUCGACCACGCCAAACGAACCAUUCACAUCCAGCACCUCCAUCCGCCAAGCACGGCGGGACAGGACUGGCUUGACAGAACAAUCGACACGCUGACGGGCUCUCGCAAAUGGCACGAGACCACCCCGGCAAAAGCCAGGAGAGACUCGAGGUCUGAUCCGGCAGCAAGGCUCUUCGACAUAACCUCGGCAAGCAAGCCCGCCGAAGACGCCUACGAGCAAAAAGUCAAAGCCUGCCAGGAGUACAUAGCCGCGGGCGAGUCCUACGAGCUCUGCCUCACGGACCAGACGCUCAUCCGACGCCCGGCAGCACCCGAGUCUGCCUCACAGCCCUUGGGCGACAUCCCCAACAACAUAGGCACGCGAGUGGAGGUCGGAACCACGAAGCGCCGACGCAGGAGCUCGGCCUGGAACGGCAUCGGGUCGGCGUGGCAGUUGUUCCGUACGCUGCGGAGCAGACAGCCGGCACCGUUUGCGUCGUACGUGCGCCUCGGCGGCGCCACGCUCGUCAGCAGCUCGCCGGAGCGCUUCCUCCAGUACGACGGGGCCGGGCUCUGCUCCAUGCGGCCGAUGAAGGGCACGGUCAGGAAGUCGAGCGCGUGUGCGACGCUCGCCGAGGCGGAGAGGAUCCUGCACGUACCCAAGGAGGAGGCGGAGAACCUCAUGAUCGUCGACCUGGUCCGCCACGACCUCCACGGCGUCUGCGGCGCCGGCAACGUCUCCUGCAGGGAUCUGAUGCGGGUCGAGGAGUACCGGAGCGUCUUCCAGAUGACCACCGUGGUGGAGGGCCGGCUGCCGCGCAACAGGAACGACGAGGGUGGCGGUAGCGGCAGCGACAACAACAGCAAGAAGCACACAGGCCUCGACGUUCUCGCUGCAAGUCUCCCGCCGGGAAGCAUGACCGGUGCGCCCAAGAAGAGGAGCUGCGAGAUCCUGCAGGAAAUCGAGGGCCACAAGGAGCGGAGUCUCUACUCGGGCGUCGUGGGGUACAUGUGCGUCUCGGGCUCUGGCGACUGGAGCGUUACGAUCCGCAGCAUGUUCCGAUGGGAUGACGAGUUUGCCCCGGACCCGAACGGGGUAGCCCUCGAUGGGCAAGACGUAUGGAGGAUUGGCGCAGGCGGUGCCGUAACUAUCUUGAGCACCCCGAGGGGGGAGUCAGAGGAGAUGUUUACAAAGCUGGCGGGGCCCAUGGGGAUAUUCUCGGCUGCAGGCUGA